AUGAAUUCAGUCGAUGCCUCCGAGCAUUACGAGUUGAAAGCUACCGACCUCGCCCCAUCCCUCCUCACCAUAGUAAUCGACACGAAUCCGCACGCCUGGGCCGCGCUCGAGGACUCCCUUCCCCUCUCCAAAGCCAUCGCCAACAUCCUAGUCUUCAUCAACGCCCACCUAGCCUGCAACUACGCCAACGAGCCAAAAAGCAUCAUGGCUCUACCCAUCCCACAAACCCCCCCAGCCACCUCCAACGGUGACACUGACGGCGAUGUGACCAUGAACGGCGCACCCGACACCACACCCCAAACGAACAAAUACCGGCCCUUCCGCCUCGUCGAAGAACAAGUAACUCGCAACCUCAAAGACCUAAUCGAGUCGACGACCGGCGACGAGCUCCGCAAUAAUACAUCGACAAUGCUAGCCGGCGCGCUCACCCUCGCGCUGAGCCACAUCAAUCGGCGCACACUCGCCUGGGCGGAAGAGCACGGCGGCGCAAACAACGAAGACACAGUCGCCGAAGGUACGCACGGGGGUCCGUCUGCACCACCGGGCCGGUACUCCGCGUCAAAUGAGGACGAGCGGCUGCAGAGUCGCAUCUUGAUUGUUUCCGUGAGCGGAUCCAGCGACUCGGCGCACCAGUAUAUCCCCGUCAUGAAUAGUAUAUUCGCGUGUCAGCGCUUGCACAUCCCCAUCGACGUGUGUAAGCUCAGUGGUGAUGCGGUGUUCCUGCAGCAGGCGUCGGAUGCAACCAAGGGGGUGUAUAUGGCCCUUGCUGAGCCGCGUGGUUUGCUGCAGUACUUGAUGAUGGCUUUCCUACCGGAUCAGCGCUCGCGUCGGCAUUUGGUUGUUCCCACGCGGGUGGAUGUUGAUUUCCGGGCCGCUUGCUUUUGUCAUCGUCGGGUUGUGGAUGUGGGUUUCGUCUGCUCUAUUUGUCUUAGUAUCUUCUGUGAGCCGCCGCCUGGUAAUGACUGCAUGACUUGUGGCACGCAUUUAGAUCUCGGAGACAAUGCCAAGCCUGCUCUUCUCCCUAGGAAGAAGAAAAAGAAGAAGCGCGUCAAUGGAGCUUCCGGCACUGCGACCCCUAUGUCGACGCCGACGCCGGGUCCUUGA
Molecule: messenger RNA, 1104 nt
Organism: Penicillium bovifimosum
Lineage: Eukaryota; Fungi; Ascomycota; Eurotiomycetes; Eurotiales; Aspergillaceae
Product: TFIIH/NER complex subunit TFB4
Exons: 3
Coding region: 1-1104 (367 amino acids)
Biological process (GO): regulation of DNA-templated transcription; nucleotide-excision repair
Cellular component (GO): transcription factor TFIIH core complex; transcription factor TFIIH holo complex
Source: RefSeq, a predicted model, not a curated record